Molecule: messenger RNA, 897 nt
Organism: Capsaspora owczarzaki ATCC 30864
Lineage: Eukaryota; Filasterea; Ministeriida; Capsasporidae
Product: cyclopropyl isomerase
Exons: 3
Coding region: 1-897 (298 amino acids)
Molecular function (GO): cycloeucalenol cycloisomerase activity
Source: RefSeq, a predicted model, not a curated record
AUGGUGGCUGACAAGACCAACAGGCAACCGGCAGCAAAGUCCAAAACGAGCAGCAUUGCUGGACCAUCGCCGAGCAAGCAGUGGUCUGAGCGGGUGUUUCUGAGCUACUCACCCGUGUGGAUUGCAGUGCUCGCGGCGAUCGUCAAGCUCAAGUUGUACGAGUCGUUCACGGCCGAAACGUAUCUGUUCGUCGGCGUGGCGACCGCUGCCCCGUGCGUGCUCAUCCCGCUGCUGUGCGAUCUGCUGUGGACGACGCCAGACUCUGGCCGGCCGCUGUUUGAGCGACAUUGGUUCAAGGUGAAUCUCUGGAUUGCCAUUGUCGGCUACAUUGGCAACCACUUUUACACACACUACUUUUACCAAGUGCUCGGCAUGCGGUACACGGUGCCGACGGACGGAUGGACGAUCAACGGCGUUCCGGUGUGCAUGUACUUGCUGACGCAUCCGUAUUUCUGCUCGUACCAUUCCGUUACGACGCAAAUCUUGCGCGCCAUUCGCUACAAGACGCCCGCCAUCUGGCGCACGGGCGUCCUUUGUGCGGCGAUUACUGGCAUUGCGUACAUUACGGCUUUUAUGGAGACGUACACGAUCAGUGGCUUCCCACACUAUACCUACCCUGACUGGACGCUCAUGCUCACUGUGGGCUCGGCAUUUUACGCAAUGCUGUUUUUGGCGACCUUCCCGCUGUUUGCCCGCCUCGACGAGUGCUCCUUGUUUGACCCCAUCGAAACGCCCUCCCGCGCAUCCCCGCUCUCUCAGACCAUGCUCGACGCGUUUGCUGCGGCAAUGAUUGCCUUCUGUCUCUUUGAUGUCUGGCGGCUUGCCGUGGGCCCGUUUGUUAGUUUUCCGGCGCCUGUGGUGAAUGUUGAUGUUCCAUCAGUGCCUUUUGCUCAGUAA